This is a messenger RNA of Paramecium octaurelia, 3189 nucleotides long. NCBI's taxonomy places the organism in Eukaryota, Ciliophora, Oligohymenophorea, Peniculida, Parameciidae. The record is from the annotation of a GenBank genome assembly.
AUGAAAUUAAUGAAAUCAUAGUAAUUGCAAAAAGACUUGGAAGCAUUUCAAAAAUAGCUCAAAUUAACACUUCCAACCAUAAUUAAUAGAGUGACCAAGGAUAUAGGAUAGAUACUUUAUUUUGAGAAAUUGUUUAAGGACGCAAAACCAAAUUCAGUCUAAGAAUUAUAUUUUUAAAGUCUUCUUAGAUUGGAUCCCCACAUAGCAAGACAAUAACCAUAAUUAGAUGAACCCAUUCAGAACAUUAAUGAAAUGAUACAUAUGUAUUUUGAAUAGCAAGCAGCCAAAUUAUAAGAAAUGGUAUUAUUAGAAAAAGAGCUCAAAAUGAUGAGAGAAUUGGAAGAAUUGUAAGUAAGUUAGGAGAGUACACAAAUAUAAAAUGCUUGUAUAGAAGUGGAAUAGUAAAAAGGAAUGGAAGUAGAAAAAUAGAACAUGGAAGAGGUAUGCAAUACAAUCAAAAGGAAAUAUUGGAGACAAGCUUAAUCACCUAAUUGUGAUUAGUGUUUCUGUGGAAAUCAAUUACAUUAUAAGUAAAUAGUCAAAUGUCAAUUAUGCGAAAAACAUUUUCAUGUGAAUUGUCUAGAUAAAAGUUAUGAUGAAAGAUAUGUUAAGCAUUUCACAUGUCCAAGAUGUACCUUAUAUCAUAUGGAUUAAUUUUGUGAAGUGAUCUCAGUUAUUAUAGAUCCAUUUUCAUUUAAGAAAACAGGGCUGACCAGCACUAAAUCUAUUAAAUUUAAAUCAGAUACUAAUAAAAUUGAUAUCAGAUGCAUUAGAAUGGAUUGUCCCCUAUCAGCUGAAGAAAUCACCUGGCCAGAUCUAGGAGAAUUGCACAUUAACAAUAAGAAAGUGGCUGAAUUUAUUCCAUUGGCUUAGUAGAGUUGUCAACAUAAACGUAAAGAUGAGAAACUGAUAUUCACAAUUCCAUAAAACGAAGAAUGUACUCUAAUGUUGAAAGAAAUAAUCCCUGGCAUGGAGUAGAAGAGAAAAUAUAGAAUUCAAGGGGAAUAAUUGCAUUAUAUUGCUGCCUACAAAACUAAACAGUAUUCUGCAAAAUAACUAAUAGAAAAGAUUACUACAUCGAGUGAAAAUUGGAUGAGUGUAGAACAAGCAUAGGAUUUUAUUAUACUAUAGAUGAAUUACAUAUCUUCUACUGGUAUCAAGUAAAUUAAAUAAACUAUUUCUUUGUUGUGUUGCUUAUGUUCCACUUUGAUGGUCACUCCUGUCAGGGGGAUCUAUUGCAAUCAUAUCUAAUGUUUCUCUCUAGAAAAUUAUUUAUUGAUGCUUGAAUUGUCAAAUCCAAGAAAAUGGAGAUGUCCCAUUUGUAAAGCCAAGUUGUUCAAAUUAUANUACAUAUUUAAAUUUGGUGUCAAAUAUUUCCAUACUUUUAGGUUAAUAAAAUUUAUUUAAUUUGUUUGACCAAUUAUUUUAAUGAAAUUAAUGAAAUCAUAGUAAUUGCAAAAAGACUUGGAAGCAUUUCAAAAAUAGCUCAAAUUAACACUUCCAACCAUAAUUAAUAGAGUGACCAAGGAUAUAGGAUAGAUACUUUAUUUUGAGAAAUUGUUUAAGGACGCAAAACCAAAUUCAGUCUAAGAAUUAUAUUUUUAAAGUCUUCUUAGAUUGGAUCCCCACAUAGCAAGACAAUAACCAUAAUUAGAUGAACCCAUUCAGAACAUUAAUGAAAUGAUACAUAUGUAUUUUGAAUAGCAAGCAGCCAAAUUAUAAGAAAUGGUAUUAUUAGAAAAAGAGCUCAAAAUGAUGAGAGAAUUGGAAGAAUUGUAAGUAAGUUAGGAGAGUACACAAAUAUAAAAUGCUUGUAUAGAAGUGGAAUAGUAAAAAGGAAUGGAAGUAGAAAAAUAGAACAUGGAAGAGGUAUGCAAUACAAUCAAAAGGAAAUAUUGGAGACAAGCUUAAUCACCUAAUUGUGAUUAGUGUUUCUGUGGAAAUCAAUUACAUUAUAAGUAAAUAGUCAAAUGUCAAUUAUGCGAAAAACAUUUUCAUGUGAAUUGUCUAGAUAAAAGUUAUGAUGAAAGAUAUGUUAAGCAUUUCACAUGUCCAAGAUGUACCUUAUAUCAUAUGGAUUAAUUUUGUGAAGUGAUCUCAGUUAUUAUAGAUCCAUUUUCAUUUAAGAAAACAGGGCUGACCAGCACUAAAUCUAUUAAAUUUAAAUCAGAUACUAAUAAAAUUGAUAUCAGAUGCAUUAGAAUGGAUUGUCCCCUAUCAGCUGAAGAAAUCACCUGGCCAGAUCUAGGAGAAUUGCACAUUAACAAUAAGAAAGUGGCUGAAUUUAUUCCAUUGGCUUAGUAGAGUUGUCAACAUAAACGUAAAGAUGAGAAACUGAUAUUCACAAUUCCAUAAAACGAAGAAUGUACUCUAAUGUUGAAAGAAAUAAUCCCUGGCAUGGAGUAGAAGAGAAAAUAUAGAAUUCAAGGGGAAUAAUUGCAUUAUAUUGCUGCCUACAAAACUAAACAGUAUUCUGCAAAAUAACUAAUAGAAAAGAUUACUACAUCGAGUGAAAAUUGGAUGAGUGUAGAACAAGCAUAGGAUUUUAUUAUACUAUAGAUGAAUUACAUAUCUUCUACUGGUAUCAAGUAAAUUAAAUAAACUAUUUCUUUGUUGUGUUGCUUAUGUUCCACUUUGAUGGUCACUCCUGUCAGGGGGAUCUAUUGCAAUCAUAUCUAAUGUUUCUCUCUAGAAAAUUAUUUAUUGAUGCUUGAAUUGUCAAAUCCAAGAAAAUGGAGAUGUCCCAUUUGUAAAGCCAAGUUGUUCAAAUUAUAAAUUGAUGCUCUAUAAUAUACAAUCUUGUAGACUAUUAGACAAUAUAAUUUAUAAGAGAAAUACACAGAAAUAUCAUUCGAUCAUAUGGGUAACAUAUUGGAUGAUCUCGUUCAAAAAUAUCUAGAUUUUAACAUUUUACCAGAACAUGCUAAAACUAGUACAAAUAGAAUCUUGCAAUUAGAAAACUUAAGCAAUUAGGAAAAUUAAAAUGAGAAUGAGAAUGAGAAUGAAAUAAAUGAAUCUGAAUUACAAAGCAAUAGACCACUUAAUCCUAACUCAAUCGUUAUGAUAAAUUAUUAAAUGAUAUAUUAUAAUAAUCUUACCUUUUAUNUUAAAGUCUUCUUAGAUUGGAUCCCCACAUAGCAAGACAAUAACCAUAAUUAGAUGAACCCAUUCAGAACAUUAAUGAAAUGA